This is a messenger RNA of Entamoeba dispar SAW760, 1455 nucleotides long. RefSeq lists its product as uncharacterized. The record is from RefSeq and is a predicted model, not a curated record. The transcript has a single exon. Bases 1 to 1455 code for a protein of 484 amino acids. Lineage: Eukaryota; Evosea; Mastigamoebida; Endamoebidae.
AUGUCAAGAGUAAUAGUAAGAUUCUAUUUGAAUGAACAAUUUAUUUCAAGUAAACCAAUGAAUUCACAAGACAAUUUGAAAACAGUUAGGGAGAAGUUAAAAGAAAAGGUAUGUGAUUUUCAACAAUUUCUAACAAAAGACGGAGAAUUAAUUGAUAUAAGUGAUGAAGAGCGUUUUACUAUAGGAGAUAUAAUUAAUGAAUCAAGAAUAAUAAAUAUCAAAGAAACAGGAGAUAAAAUGGAAGUAAAAAUAAAAUUAAAUGAUAAAAUACUUACCACUGUUCAAGUGGAUAAGAAAAGAAAGUUAAGUGAUAUUAGAAAAUCAAAUCAAAGUAUUCCAGAAUCUGCACAUUUCUAUACACUUGAUAAUGAAAUAAUUGAAAAAGAAGAUGAAGAACAAUUUUUAAUAGAAGAUAUAAUAAAUAAUGAUGAAAUUAAUCUUAAAAAUGAGAAAGAAAAUAUUGUAACUGUUGGAAUAUGUUUGAAUGGAAAACCAUUAAUAAAUAAACAAUUAAAUGAGAACCUUUUUCUUUCAGAUAUCAGAAAAGAAAUUGAAAAUGUAAAAAAUAUUCCAAAAGAAUUUGUAUUUGAAAACCAAAAAGGAUUUAAAAUCCUAACUGAUGACGAACAAUCAUUAAAAUUAUCAUCUAUUCUGUAUGACAAUACAAUUAACAUAAUAGCAGAAGAAGUUUUAAAGAUAAGAGAACAAAUUAAUACCCAAAUUGAAGGGUUAAGGAAACCGUUACAUAAUGCUUUAUCAAAAUUGAGUGAAAUAAAACGUACAUAUGAACAAAUUAGUUUUUAUCGUGAUAAAGUUAAUAAUAAUCAAGAUUUUACUUAUACUGUUAAUGUAACAGUACAAAAAAUGAUUAACUUAAAACCAGGAGAAUAUAUAACUAAUUGUUUGAGAUGUAAUAGAACAUGUCAUUAUCCAUGUGAUAUUAAAGGAGAUAUAAAAGAUGGUUGUUAUUGUAUUGGUGAUAAUGGAUAUUGUAAAAUAUGCGGGUGUCAUUAUACACGACAUACAGGCUCAAGAUACAGAUUUGAUUAUAUAACAGAAACAAAACAACAAACAGCACAAGAAGUACUUGAAAGAUAUAAUGAAGGUAAAAAAGGUAUGGCUAAUGCAGAAAAUCUGUUAAAAAAGUUAGAAGAAGAAUAUUAUAAAAUUCAAACGGAAUGUUAUGAUAAACAAGUAAAAAUAGUAGAGCUCAUUAAUAGAUUAUCAGAAAUUGCACCAAAUAAUAAAGUUAAUGGAUUUAAUGAAUAUUUAGACCAAUUAAUUCAAACAGAAAAUGAUGAAAAGAAAAGUGGAUAUCAAGAACGAAUAAGAGGAUAUAAAGAACUUAAACAAUCAAAUGACAUAACAGAAUAUAUUAUGAAAAAAUCGGCUUCAAAAAAUAGUAUGAAAGAGAUUUGGACAGAAGUUGAAAGAAAAAUGAAAGAAUUAAAAUAA